AUGGCGCCCAAGAAGAAGCGCGGGCCGAGCGCAGGCCGGCGACCGGGCACGAGCGAGGAGCCGCUGUCGGAGCGCGCGCUGUACCUCCAGCGCGAGUACACGCUGCUGACCCAGGAGCUGGAGGACUGCGGCGAGCGCCUGGACCACGUGCUGCAGGAGAACGCCUUCCUAGACCGCGAGGCGUUGCGCCUGCGCGAGGAAAACCGGUUCUACGCCAGCUACGUGAACGCGCGCGCGCAGCGCUGCGCCAACGCUGUGGUGCGGCUGGACGACCAGAACCGAAUGGAGCUGGCGCAGAUCCACUGGCAGCGGGCCGAGCUGGCCUCACUCUACCAGGGCCGCGAGGAGGGUGUACGCUCGCAGCUGCUGGAGAUGGAGGCGCGCGCAGCGCAGAUGGCGCGCCAGGUGCAGGAGCUGCAGCCCUACAAGGAGCUGCAGCUGGAGCAGCUGGCACGGAUCCGGACUCUGGAGCGCGAGCUCCUCCACAUGCGCGUGGAACACACGCAGCUGCUGCACCGCGUGAAGCGGCGCUUCCUGGACAACAAGGCGACCUUCGAGCGCGAGGCGCGCCAGUGUGUGCAGACCCUGGCGCGGCGUGCGGAGCGGGAGGCGGCGCGCUCGCUCAUCGUGCACACACAGGCUAUCAAGGCGGACAACGGGCGGCUGCGGCAGGAGUUACUGCGGUUGCUCCGUCGAGCCCAGGUACUGCAGGACACGCGGCGCAAGCUACAGGAGCAGCGCCAGCAGCUGCAGCGCGAGCACGUGGACACACGGGAUCUGGCGCGUGUGCAUGGGUGGCUGCGCCGAGGUCCUGGAGGCCCGCCGCUCUGGCAGCCGCCGCCUGCCAAAUCCCAGCCCAGCUCCCUGGCAUCCUGCACAGGCAAGGGGCGCCUGGUCCCGCAGUCUCCCUCCGUGACCCCUUUGCAGGUGGAUUCCCAGGACCUGGCCCAGGCCCAGGAUGUCUCCCAGAUCCCGUCACCCGCAGGCUCACAGGCCCAGUCCACGGGCUCUUGGACUCCGCCCUUGGUGCCGUCCCAGGAGAGCGCAAGGAUCUCUCCCUGGGUCAUGUCUGGCUCGGCCUCUCGGAAAGGCAGCCGGGCAGAGUCCCACUUCCAGUCUACUGCGGAUUUCCUCCCAGCUCGGGCUCCGCGCUCUCGGGCUUCGAAGGAGCCCUUGAACAGCCACCCGGGCUCGGACGACACUUUAGGGAGGACCUGA
Echinops telfairi (small Madagascar hedgehog) is the source of this 1218-nucleotide messenger RNA. It is a transcript of the gene CCDC166, whose product is annotated as coiled-coil domain containing 166. Bases 1 to 1218 code for a protein of 405 amino acids. The transcript has 2 exons. The record is from RefSeq and is a predicted model, not a curated record. NCBI's taxonomy places the organism in Eukaryota, Metazoa, Chordata, Mammalia, Afrosoricida, Tenrecidae.